Durotheca rogersii is the source of this 1442-nucleotide messenger RNA. RefSeq names its product putative methyltransferase. The record is from RefSeq and is a predicted model, not a curated record. Gene Ontology annotation, molecular function: tRNA (guanine(46)-N7)-methyltransferase activity. Gene Ontology annotation, biological process: RNA (guanine-N7)-methylation; tRNA methylation. Lineage: Eukaryota; Fungi; Ascomycota; Sordariomycetes; Xylariales; Xylariaceae. Gene Ontology annotation, cellular component: tRNA methyltransferase complex. The coding region runs from base 177 to 1031 and encodes 284 amino acids. The transcript is spliced from 2 exons.
AAUCGCCUAAUCCGGUUAGAGGUUGGGGUGAGGUACAGGGGACUAGUUGGGCUGAUCUGAGACCUCGGUACCUGCGAAUUUGCGCUCACACGGAAAUCUCUAUUUCACUUUGCCCUCGGCAAUCACACUAUAGCGUUUCCUGGGUACUCGGUCUCGAAGCUAUCACCACCCCCGCCAUGCCGGGGCCUCCAAACAAGAAGCAGAAGCGGGAGAGCUACCGCCAGGCUCAGCGAGAAAAUGGGGCCGCCCAUAUGCCCCAGAAGAGGUUCUAUCGCCAGCGGGCUCACGCAAAUCCCUUCUCGGACCAUAACUUGAUAUAUCCUGCGAGGCCAGAGGACAUGGACUGGUCUGCGCUCUUCCCGGCAUUUAUUGCCGAUAUCCAACCUGGCCCGUCGGGAACAGAUGGUUGUGCCGAGACAGUAGCCACGGCCGCAUCGGCACCGCAGAAGCUCUCGAAAGAUGUCGAGGUGGUGGAUAUUGGAUGCGGUUUUGGCGGUCUGCUCGUGGCUUUGGGCCCCCUCAUGCCAGACACGCUGCUUCUUGGCAUGGAGAUCCGGACCCAGGUCACUGAAUUUGUCCAGGACCGGAUUAAGGCGCUGCGGGUGCAGAAUGCGGACCGGAAGCUGUACCGGAACAUUGCCUGCCUGAGGGCGAACACGAUGAAAUUCUUGCCCAACUUUUUCCGCAAGGCGCAGCUGGCUAAGAUCUUCAUCUGCUUUCCCGACCCGCACUUCAAGCAGCGCAAGCACAAGGCCCGGAUCGUGUCCGCCACGCUCAACUCUGAGUACGCAUACGUCCUGAAGCCCGGUGGGAUCGUGUACACCAUCACAGACGUCGAGGACCUCCACGGCUGGAUGGUCCAGCAUUUCAACGCGCAUCCCGCGUUCGAGAGGGUGCCCGAGGAAGAGCAGGAGGCGGACGCUUGCGUCGAGGUUAUGAGGAUGGAAACCGAGGAGGGGAAGAAGGUCGAGAGGAACAAGGGCCCCAAGUUCGUCGCCCUGUUUCGGCGCUUGGAGGAUCCUCCGUGGUGAGCUCGUGUACAUACACAGGUGUAGGCAUUCUUACCACCAGCAUCUAAACUGACUGGGCCACAAUCCGUAGCUUGAUAUUACUAGGAUACUCGAAAUACUACGGGAACAACGCUACAUUGGCGGGGGGCCAUCUUUCCGGGGGUCGGAGGUUUCCAUGAAUAUUCCCGGAAUUCCACGUCAGUUCGUCCUAGGCGACGCCGCUCAAGCAGCCACGACUUUCCUAUAUUAGGAUAACCCACAGCAUGUAUGCAUUUAGCUGGGUAGUUCACGCCUCACGCUUCGAAGAAUAAAUAUGCUUGCUGCUUACGACCGUACCGACGACUACCCAUCCAACACCAGCUGUUUGGCUAAGGUAUGCUGCAUGUAAUGUCUGGGGUACAUGCUGUAUGUGGGUUUGGUGCCUGUAGCCGU